Molecule: messenger RNA, 1314 nt
Organism: Mollisia scopiformis
Lineage: Eukaryota; Fungi; Ascomycota; Leotiomycetes; Helotiales; Mollisiaceae
Product: kinase-like protein
Exons: 2
Coding region: 1-1314 (437 amino acids)
Biological process (GO): phosphatidylcholine biosynthetic process; phosphatidylethanolamine biosynthetic process
Cellular component (GO): cytoplasm
Molecular function (GO): choline kinase activity; ethanolamine kinase activity
Source: RefSeq, a predicted model, not a curated record
AUGUCCACAAUUACCUCGAGGCCAGUAAAUGGUCGUACGAACGGGAGCAUGAAUGGGAACACAAAUGGUCAUCACAAAGUUCGAUUCAUACCUUUGACCUACAACCAAGCCGAGUCGCAGACAUCAGCUCUGCGACUGAUUCUCACACUUCGGCCUGAAUGGGAGGAUGGAAAGAUCGAGUUUGUUCGAUUCACAGACGGAAUCACAAACACAUUACUGAAGGUUAUCAACAAGAAGCCUGGGUUAUCUGAUGAAGAGAUAGACAACGAUGCAGUUCUGCUGAGAGCCUAUGGCCAAGGGACUGACCUCAUUAUCGAUCGCGAACGAGAAACACAAAAUCAUGAAUUACUCAUGCAACACAACCUUGCGCCAGUUCUGCUUGCGCGAUUCCAGAAUGGAAUGCUAUACCGUUUCAUACGAGGUGCUGUCACAUCCCCAGCGGAUCUUAGAAGGGUAGACAUUUGGAGAGCUGUGGCUCGCCGAUUAGCAGAAUGGCACGCAAUUGUUCCCUGCAUACCAACUCCUCGAGAAUCUUUGACAGCAGAAAUAACUGGGAGCGAGCAAUUCGGGAUGCCUGCUCCAACUCCAAGCAGGAAAGACCCUGCAUUGCAGAAUGCAAUUGAUAAUGUGGCUCCUGGAAAGCCUUCACCAAACGUGUGGACAGUAAUGCAGAAAUGGAUAUAUGCGCUUCCAAUGGAAACAGAAGCCGAGAAGGGACGACAAGCAAGCUUGCAAAAGGAACUGACUCGACUGGUUGCGGAAUUCAGCAAUCGGCCGGGUCUUGGAAAGAAUAGUCUUGUCUUCGCUCACUGUGACUUAUUGAGUGGCAACGUGAUCAUACAACCACGAUCAGCAAACAAUGCCAACGCGCCAGAGACAGUCAGUUUCAUUGAUUACGAAUAUGCCACGCCUUCGCCGGCAGCAUUUGACAUUGCCAACCAUUUUGCAGAAUGGGGCGGAUUUGACUGCGAACAUGAUCUGCUUCCAACACAGUCACAACGGCUGGACUUCAUUCGUGAAUACAUUCAGAGUUAUUUCACCCAAUUAGGUCAACCUCUAUCCAAGACUGACGAGGAGGCCGAAGUCCACCGUCUAUUCAUGGAAGUAGAUGUCUGGCGAGGAAUUCCUGGCUUCUACUGGGGAAUAUGGGCCUUGAUCCAAGCUACCAUUUCCCAAAUAGAUUUUGACUAUGCAUCUUAUGCUGAGAUCAGACUAGGUGAGUAUUGGGCAUGGCGAGCAGAAGCUGAUGGCAGCCGAAAGGCUUCUGGCAAGGAAAUGGCCGUGCGAGAGAGGAGAUGGGCACAAGAGUCCUGA